Messenger RNA from Paramormyrops kingsleyae, 1418 nucleotides. Its product is annotated as serine protease 27-like. Lineage: Eukaryota; Metazoa; Chordata; Actinopteri; Osteoglossiformes; Mormyridae. Gene Ontology annotation, biological process: proteolysis. The record is from RefSeq and is a predicted model, not a curated record. Gene Ontology annotation, molecular function: serine-type endopeptidase activity.
UCUCUUUUACCGAGAAGCUGACGCUCUUCUGUGUCAAACUACGCACAUAUAUUUGAUUUUUAGAUAGGAUACUAUAGCUUACUUAAAAUAAACUAGUAAAUAUAUAAAUAAAAAAAACGAGCUGAUAAAAAUCAGCAGACAAGGAGAAAGUAUUUUAAAAUUUUGAUUGAAGAUACCGGGAAGCGGAAUAAAAUGACUGUGUGGAAGAGCGCCUACGCCGCAGCGGCGGUAAUUCUCCUGGCUGCAGAAUCGCUCGCACAGAAUGUGUGUGGUCAGGCUCCACUUAACACCAAGAUAGUGGGGGGUGAGGACGCACCCCCGGGCAGUUGGCCCUGGCAGGCCAGUCUGAAACAGAAUGGCUCUCACAUCUGCGGAGGAUCCCUCAUCAACAGUAUAUGGGUGGUCACUGCUGCCCACUGCAUCGGAAGUGAAUCUCCUCAUGACUGGGAAGUGUUUGUGGGUCUGCAGACCCAGGAGGGAAGUAACCCAAAUGGACAGGGCAGCGUCGUGAGCCGCGUCAUCGUUCAUCCGCUUUACGACAGUCAGACACACGAUAAUGACAUCGCUCUAAUGCAGCUCAGUGCCACUGUGACCUUCACCGACUACGUCCAGCCCGUCUGCCUGGCAGCCAGUAACAGCACCAUCUACAACGGCACUGAGAUCUGGGUCACUGGCUGGGGCGACAUCAGCUCUCAAGUCUCCCUUCCAUCACCUGGGAUUCUACAGGAAGUGCAGAUUCCUAUAGUCGGAAACAGGAUCUGUAGCUGCCUUUACGGCACAGCAAACAUCAACAUCACGAACAACAUGUUAUGUGCUGGUCUCCUACAAGGAGGGAAGGACUCAUGUCAGGGAGACUCUGGGGGUCCACUGGUGACCCAGCUGGGCUCUGCCUGGGUCCUGGCCGGGGUUGUCAGCUUUGGUAUCGGAUGUGCAGAACCAGACUUCCCUGGAGUUUACACCAGGGUGUCAAAUUAUCAGAACUGGAUCAUCUCCACCAUCACCCCUAACAACACAGGCUUUGUCACUUUCACCUCCAGUGGCAAAGAUGAUAGUAACAGCACAUGUCCUGAAAUUGGUCUUAGCUCCUCCUCCAUGACCAGAGCCUCAAACUUCCUCCUACUCUCCCUUCUCCUCUCUUUAGCUCCUUCUCUGUUGCAUCCCUGCCUCAAAUUGUAAACAUUUACCAUUUUAGGCAUUAGAAAAAACACCAGUGAGCAGCUAUGUGCUGGAGGUCAAAUGCCAAAGUGAUGUAACAAAUAAAAGUCUUGUGAAAUUCUGGGGCAAUUAUAUCUUAACUUUCAGCCUGUGCGACAUUAAUACUUAAUAAUAAAAGCAUACCCUUAUACUGUUAACUGUAAUACUUCCUCCUCUUCAUCGCCUAAUAAAACCAUGACUCAUUAAGAGUGUCUUGUACUGAA